This is a messenger RNA of Tetrahymena thermophila SB210, 1545 nucleotides long. RefSeq lists its product as hypothetical. NCBI's taxonomy places the organism in Eukaryota, Ciliophora, Oligohymenophorea, Hymenostomatida, Tetrahymenidae. The record is from RefSeq and is a predicted model, not a curated record. The transcript has 2 exons.
AAUUAUAAGUAAGUAAAAUAUUAGAAAUAUAGUUUGCUGUUAAUAAUUAAUUGUUUGUUUGUUUAUUUAUUUAUUUAUCAAAAUAUGGACGAAUAAUAUGAUAUUAAUACUAUAGAUGCCCAUGAUUUUAAUACACCUAGAAAAAAUUAAUAAAAUUUGAAAUCUAGACAAUCUGUAAAUAGUUUUAAGAGAAUAGGAUCCAACUUUGAGAUUCCAUAUUAAUCUCAAGAACCAAAAUCAGGAUAUAAAAAUUACUCAUCUUUAGUAAGCGAAGUUCCUCAAAAAAAUUCUUAAUAAGAUAUUAAAAGCAUCACAUUUAAUGUAUCUCCGUUUUAGUUUUACUCCAAGCACAAUACUAGAUAAAGUAGUCAUGAUUUUGGUACAAAGAUUAAAGAUUUAAGCACUGAUAAUAUAGCAUUUAACUAAGAUAGUACCAAUAAAUAAUAAUAGAUACAGCAGCUUAAACAGUUUUCAUUUUCUAAAGAAAACAUAGAUUAGCUCAAAUCCAAGGAAUCUAAUGCGAAAUAAGAAAUAUUGAAUGAAUCCUAAAUUAAUAUUUAGAAAAAAUCUCCUCUUGGUAUUCCUUUUUAGCCUUUUCACCACACUAGAAGUGGAUUCAAAUCAAAAAACAAUUUAGAAGAUGGUAAUGGCUCUCCUUAAAAUUAAAAUUUGAAUCCGUAGUUUAAUCAGAGCUAAAUUACAGAAUAGAGAAGUGAGUCUCAAUUGGGAAAUAUAAGAAAUAAAUCAUGUUUUGUUUAGAGAAAUGAUAAUGAUGAAUUUUUAAAUAAAUAUGAUCAAAAAAUAUUUGAUAUAAACUAAACUUUAAAGUAAAUUUAGUUAUACAAAAAUAAUCUUGAUUAAAUGUAAAAGUAAUCAAAGAAGAGAUCAAAAUCUUAGAAUAUGCAAAAUACUAAUUCUGAUCAUAAAUUUAAACUCCCUGCAAUAAAAUAGCCAGUUAUGUAUUUCUCCCCAAUUGACUAGCCAUCUCCUAAGAGCUAAAAAAAGAUGAAAAAAGCAAAAAAAUAAAAAUAGCAGGGAAUGGUUUCUCUAGCAAAAUAAAUCUUAAACAAUAUGCCUCAAGAAAAAUUAGCAAACUUGAUGGCAAUUAAUAUGUAUAAUUAAGCAUUGAUGAAAAAGGAAAUCAACUAAGAGAAAAUUACAACUGUUAUUGAAGAAUAAAAUAAAUUACUUUCCAAAAUGCUUGAGUAAUAUGAAAAGAAACAAUUAGAUACCAAAAAAUAAUUAAAAACGAAUUUCUCUAAAUACGACGACGAUUAUGACAAAUAAAAAUUCUAAAAAGAUAAAAAGAACUUUGAAAAAGUUUACUCGAACAUACAAAAAUAGUUUGAAUAAUAAGUUAAUUAGAUUGGCUUCCAACCUUAAAUAGAUAAUAACGAAAAUUACUUGAGUAAGCCUCUUUUGACUGAUAGUGAUUUGCCUGAUUAAAUAAGAAAUACAAAACACCUAAAAAGAAUACAUACCCACACACAAAAAUAUAAACAAUUUAUUCCAAGUAAAAUUAGCUAACCUCCAAUGUAAUUUUGA